Plenodomus lingam JN3 is the source of this 699-nucleotide messenger RNA. Lineage: Eukaryota; Fungi; Ascomycota; Dothideomycetes; Pleosporales; Leptosphaeriaceae. The record is from RefSeq and is a predicted model, not a curated record.
AUGUGCUCUUCCUCUUUUUUUUUUCUUUUUUUUCUUCUCUUUUUCUUUUCUCUCUCUCUCUCUCUCUCUCUCUCCCCACCCCCUCCAGGAGCGGUGCUUGAGCCUUUUUCCUUCUUCUUCUUCUUCUUCUUCUUCUCCUUCUCCUUUGCGCUCCGCAGCUGGGUUGCCCAUUUCCCAAACUCUCUCGCCGAUUGGCAAGGGGAAUCAGCCGCGCAGAGCAAGGCAGUUGCCAGCAGUCGCCAACCCAACCCAGUCGCUAUUGGCCACCCCUUCCCCUCUCUCCUCCUCGCUUCACUCUGUCACCCACUCCACCCACCCCACCCCACCCACUUGAAUUCAACUAAACCGAACCGAAACCUGUCCUCGGCGUCCCCCAAGCCCAAUCCAUCCGUCGGACUCCCAUGGCAGAGAGACCGCGGCCUACAUUCCGCGCUGCCACCUCCCCACCAGCUUCCCACAGACGGAAAUUUCAUAUUCCGUUGCGGGCCUGAUGGAUUGUGGCCAGCCGCCAUGGGCAGAAAAGGCCCAGUGACGAUGACGAAGACGACGAAAGACGACAAGGACGACGACAGAUGCGAGUGGGUAAAUGCAUUUCCUGCAGGGUCGCUCUGCCAGCCCGCCCGCCAGCCCGCCCGCGGUCGACUGUUGAGAUGCUGCAGGCAGCCUGAUGGCCCUGUGAGCCGCAUGUCUGUUGUGUGA